AUGACGGUACCUUGUCAGGUUUCGCUAAAGUGUUCGCGGACGGGACAACCAUCCGAAACUGAAGCUACGGCAGAAGAAACAGAGUCGAUAUCCACUACCACUUCUGCUCUCGAAACGGCAGCAACGACUGAAGAAUCUGUCUCCAAAACUGAGGAAGAGGUUGGCUUCCAGGCUGCAGCCGGAACAUCUUCUUAUGCAGCAGAGUUUGGAAGACAGAUAUACGAUGCUCUUCUUUCAAAUCCAAGGUUUACUGAAAGUUUUACGGGAGAAAUCACACUGCUGCGAAUAAGGCCGUUCUUCACAGUUCUCGCGGAGAAUAUAAUAGCUAUACCUGUGUUCAGUUCGCUUACGCUGAAUGACUUGGUAGAUCCUUACAUUUCUACAGUUCUGCGGAUAGAACCCGGUUCACCACUUCGUGCUUAUGCCCAGGAAAUUGCAGGAUUAACUGUUGAAAUUCUGUUAUCCAAGAACUUGCUAACUUCCGAAGCUGCUUCACUUGCAAGAACAUCUGUGCAAAGCGCAAUCUCUACAGCCUUAGAAACUACUUCAAGUACAACGGAAACUUCAACAACUUCUGCCGUCGAAACGGCGGAAUCCGAAAGUGGGCUCGAAGCGGGCGAAGAAGAGGGUGUCGCUACAGGAUAUGUUGCCAGGGUCGGUGCGCCAGCAAUCGUCUCAGAAUUGGCCGAACAAAUAUACGUGGCCCUUCUACGAAAUCCAGCGUUUUCUUUGGCUUUCGGUGACGAAAUAUCUCCUGAAACAUUCAGACCUUUCCUCACCACAUUCGCAACCCGCAUCACUUCUAUACCAGCCUUUAGUUCCUUACUUGUUAGCACUUUGGUCGAUCAGAACGUAGCAGCAGUCCUUCGCAUAGCAGUCACUUGCAGCAUCAUCUUCUGCCAUUCAGACUGCGGCAACCGAACUUCUGAAGCAGAAACUAUUACGACUACAACGGAAGUUGCAGAAACUGCUUCAGCGGCUCUGGGUACUUCAGAAACGGAAGCAGGUGCUUACACGGCCGGCGAAGGAGCCACAGCUCUGGAAUCUGCUCUCGGAGAAAAACUGUAUAAUGCUCUUAUUACGAAUGAAGGUUUCAGACUGGCAUUCGCCGGAGAAAUUUUAAUACAAAACAUCAGACCGUUCCUCACUGCUCUGGCUACCCAAAUAAUAGCCAUACCGGAAUUUAGCUCUAUACAGUUGGAUGACUUGGUCGGACUCUAUAUAGAAGCUGUUCUCUCUAUUAGCGCCGGUUCACCUUUGAGGUUAUAUGCUGAAAGAAUUGCUCAGACAACAGCUCGCCUUCUCUUCUCCAGGAACUUACUCACAUUGCAGCUUGUGGAGAGGUUGGAUAGCGCAAUAGCAACUGCUGUAUCGACAGCAAUUUCUGAAGCCGAAAUCGGUGCAACUGCAGAAGAAGAGGAAAGCACCACUGUGACAACAGAAGAAGCGAUAGGAAUUACGACACAAGAAGAAACUCUGGAAGAAGAAGAAGCAGAAGAGGAAGCGGAACUUGAAGAUCAAGCGGCUCGACUACAAGCGCAGGCAUAUGUGGCACCUGACGGCUUAACGACUUCUCAAAUUUUGUUCGCCAGAGCAUUGUACCUCAACUUGCUACAAGAUGGAACAUUCAGAUCAUCUUUAUCUAUUUCGCUGCCGCAGGAUUCUUUAACGGAGGUGUUUUCGCGCAUUGCCCUUUCGUUUUCUGCCUUUCCUGAAUUUAGCCAAGUCCGCUCUGUUAAGUUCGUUGUUGCUUUCAGGAAGGGUCUUUCCUCUCUUUUUGAUGAUGGCACCCUAGUCUCGUACGCUAAGCUUUUCGCUGAUGGUACAACCUUUGUGUUUGCAAAGUAUUCUUUGAUUGAAGAGGGAAGCGAAACAAAUCUAGCAGCUCUGGCAGCUAGUGCAAUAAGGAGUGGUUUAGAAAAGGCACGCUCUGACGGCAUUAUUUCUGAAAUAUCGGAAACUGAAACUGCUUCUAGUGAAACUACAGCUUUAUCUGAGGAAGGAACUAUUACAUCCGCUCUGGAAACGACUGAAAUCGCUGAAGAGUCUGUAUCGGAAACCGAAGAUGCUGGUUAUCAAGCUGGUGUUGAAUCACCUACUUUUGCAGCAGAUUUUGGAAGAGAGAUAUACAAUGCUCUUCUUUCAAAUCCCAGAUUUACUGACGCAUUUACAGGAGAAAUCACAUUGCUGAGAAUAAGACCAUUUUUCACAGUUCUGGCAGAAAACAUAAUAGCUAUCUCUCAGUUCAAUUCACUUACGCUGAAUGACUUGGUGGAUCCUUACAUUGCUGCUGUUCUUCAGAUAGCACCCGGUUCACCAAUUCGAGCUUAUGCGCAAGAAAUUGCUGAAUUAACGGUUCGAAUUCUCUUAUCGAAAAAUUUGCUGACGCCUAAAGCCGUUGCACUUGCGAGAGCAUCUGUCCAGAAUGCAAUCGCUACAGCUUUGGAAACCUCAGCAGCGCAAGAAAUUUCAGCCACUGGUGCAGUUUCUGUGGCAUCUACGUCUGCUGAUAUCUCAGUUGAGACUGGUUCUAGACGUACAGGCAUUCUUCCUGGAGUUACUGCUUAUGUUGCUCGAGAUGGGGCGUCGGAUAUUGAGGAAGCUUUUGGAUCACAUUUAUAUGGAACGCUGUUAGUAAAUCCUCGAUUUUCGUCUUUAUUCGGUUCAGAAUUUUCUUUAGAAAAAGUACGGCCUUUCUUGUUUGCUCUUGCUUCUCAUAUUCACUCUUUCUCUCAGUUUUCUUCUAUAUCUGUCAAUGACCUCCUUGAAAGAUAUAUCGAAGUUGUGAAUGCCUUACCCCUUGGUUCAUCUGUGCAGGCGUAUGCUCUUGCUUUGUCCCAAGCAACAGCCGAAUUGUUAUAUGAAAACAAUUUGCUGUCUUGGGAUGCUCUGGCUAAAGAAGACGCUGAAGCUGCAGGGUCGGGUGAAGCUAUAUCAAGCAGUGAAGCUCAAGCAACAGAUUCUUCGAUUUUGGUGUCCACUUCUACCGCUGAAAGUGCUGCAGCUGAAACGGCUGCAUCUGCUGUUCUUUCACCUAGCGUUCUAUCUAUACUUAGCUCUUCUGAAUCCGAAAAGAGGAUUGCAUCUCUAAUAUCUGUCAUCAUCUCUUCACUGCCGACACCAGGAGGAAAAUUCGACUAUCUAACGUUUGCUCGUGGUCUCGCAAGUUUACUCUCAGAUAUCAGAGCUGGAAAUCCGUCAUAUUCAGCGUCAGAUGUUAUAACAGAAGGUUUGCUUGAAGCACUUGUUGCUUUCAUACAAAUGGAAGAAUAUAUUACUUUAAGUGAUCGUCCUAUCGAGUACUCGGAUUAUGUAACUAAAGCCAUUUCAGAUUCACUUAAUGUUGCAUUUAAAUCACAACAGUUGAUUUAAAGUGCAAAGCUGAACGUUGCAGAAUUGUAAUUUAUUUAGGCUGUAUCUUUGAACUUUUCAAUUGUGAUACUAAGAAAUAUUUUCAUCUGCAUGAAAAAUAUUGUAAACAUAUUUGUUGUAUGUAUUGUAAUCUAAAGAACACUUUUGAUCAAAUUUUAUAAAAGCAGAUGCUAACUUUAAUACUUUUGAAGUGUCUUACUAAUGAAUAUUACAAAACUUCUAUAUCCAUUUAAAAAUAUUGCAAGUCGUGUUCAGUUUAUGUGAAUAAAAGUGCGAUAUUUAUAAAAUGUUUUAUGUCCAUUUAUCAGAUCUUAACUUUAAGAACACUUAAAUUAUUUAAUUACAUCUAUUCACAAAAUGUAAACAUAUAAUUUAAGGUGACCUACUUCAUGUAAUUAAGUUAAGAGAUAUAUUUUUCUAGCAAAACAAAAGUUUGAUUAUUUACUUAUUUAUAUUAUUUGCAAGUUGUAAAAUACCAGAUAGCAGGUGUAUUGUUUCAUCUUGUGAAAAGAAAUUGCGGGUAAUUACUUUAUUUUAUUUCUUAUUUGUUUCGUUUAUUAUGGUAAUAAAUUUGAAAUUUUAUUAACCUAA
Molecule: messenger RNA, 3963 nt
Organism: Stegodyphus dumicola
Lineage: Eukaryota; Metazoa; Arthropoda; Arachnida; Araneae; Eresidae
Source: RefSeq, a predicted model, not a curated record